AACCAAAAAUAGAAGAAGAAGAAGAAGAGGAGACGGAACAACAUCAUCCCAGCAGCAGCAGAAGAAGAGCGCUAGCUGUUAGCUUGCCAGGCAAACGCAAUUUGUCAAAUGUCUGCCUAAGCUUCCGUGUGGGUGUCGCAGGAAUCAUAUGCGGCGAAAGAGAGGGGAGGGCAUAUUAACCAGCUCCUGACGCAGACCGAGCCCUCUUUUUAAAGACAUGGAGAAACGACUGCAUUUGAACCUGUUAGCCUCCAGACCUCCUAUGGCAGGUGGUUUUCAGUCCGGCUCCAAAAUGAAAAUGGGACCUGGAAGGAAGAAAGAUUUCUCCCCCCUGGCCUGGAGUCAGUACUUUGAAACCAUGGAGGAUGUUGAGGUUGAAAAUGAAAAUGGCAAAAAUAUUUUCAGAAUUUACUGCAGUGGCUCCCAUGGUCCUGUGCUGCUCCUGCUCCACGGAGGAGGCCACUCUGCACUUUCCUGGGCAGUGUUUACUGCCGUCAUAUACAGCAGGAUCAACUGCAGGGUGGUGGCUAUGGACCUUCGGGGUCAUGGCGACACCAAAGUGAAAAAUCCUGAAGAUCUUUCGGCAGACACGAUGGCCAAGGACAUUGGCAAAGUGGUGGAGGCACUCUAUGGAGAGAACCCACCUCCAAUCAUGAUCAUUGGACACAGUAUGGGUGGAGCCAUUGCAGUUCACACAGCCGCAGCUAAUCAUGUACCAUCCCUGCUUGGUCUCUGUGUCAUUGACGUUGUGGAGGGUACAGCAAUGGAUGCUUUGAACAGUAUGCAGAAUUUCCUCAGAAGUCGUCCAAAGACGUUUAAAUCUCUGGAGAAUGCCAUUGAAUGGAGUGUGAAGAGCGGCCAGAUCAGAAACAUCGAGUCAGCGCGGGUGUCAAUGGGCGGCCAAGUAAAAAAAUGUGAAGAAUCCACCAGCAGUCCAGGCGUCCCCAACAGCAUUGGUGAAGGUAUUAUAGAAGAAGAGGAGGAUGAAGAAGUGGAAGAACAAUCCAACAAGAAAAGAAUGAAGGAAGACGACCAAGAGACUAAGAAGGAGAGCAUCUUUACCUGGCGAGUUGAACUUUCAAAGACAGAAAAAUAUUGGGACGGCUGGUUCAGAGGUCUGUCCGCACUCUUCCUCACCUGCUCUGUGCCAAAGCUGCUCCUGCUCGCAGGAGUAGACAGGCUUGACAAAGACCUUACUAUUGGACAGAUGCAAGGAAAAUUUCAGAUGCAGGUCCUCCCCCAGUGUGGCCAUGCGGUUCAUGAGGACGCACCAGAGAAAGUAGCAGAUGCUAUAGCAACAUUUAUGGUCCGGCACAAAUUCACUGAGUUUAAGGAAGGGUAUCUGUGCUAAUUUCCUGUUUUCAGCCUAAACAUAGCCAGCAGUCAUAGAAGAAAUGUUUCAAGAUUCAUCAUUGUCCAAUUUAACAGCAAAUUAAGGAAAAUAUAACAUUAUUAUUAUUAUUAGUAGUAUUAUUAUCAUUAUUAUUAUUAUUAUUAUUAUUGUGCUUUUGUUAUGUAGAUAUAUUUUGCCUUUCAGCUUUGCCUUAUUUUUAUUUUUAAAAUAUUUGAACUGUACUUUUCCUUUACUACAUAUAUUUUUUUAAUUUCUGAGAUACCAUGCUCUCCUUGUGAAAGAGGUCCAUUUAGUAGGAUUUAGUCUAGUGAUGAAGUUACGGAGUACCAACGAUGGCGGCCAAUAACACGAAAGUCCCUCUCUAGAGUUGGUGUCUGGUUCAUUCGUUCAGGCCUACUGCAGAAACAAGGUGCAAUAAGGUGCAGUUUGUGGAAAAGGACCAGCUCCCUGUGGAUCUGAAAGGUUCACUCUAAGCAAAAACUAUUUGUUGUUACACUACUUAUGAAAACAGUAUACUAAAUUUGAUUUUGGCUUAUUGAUUUAUCAAAAUCCUACUCACUGGACCUUGAAUGUUUUGUUUUGAGUGAUUGCAUCAUUGUUAAUGUGUUUGUAAGGUUUGAAUUUAAACUAUGAUUAAAGAUGGAUGCGGCCAACAAUGCCAACCAAGUUU
Messenger RNA from Mugil cephalus (flathead mullet), 2024 nucleotides. It is a transcript of the gene ppme1, whose product is annotated as protein phosphatase methylesterase 1. Bases 218 to 1351 code for a protein of 377 amino acids. Gene Ontology annotation, molecular function: protein methylesterase activity. NCBI's taxonomy places the organism in Eukaryota, Metazoa, Chordata, Actinopteri, Mugiliformes, Mugilidae. The transcript is spliced from 14 exons. Gene Ontology annotation, biological process: protein demethylation. The record is from RefSeq and is a predicted model, not a curated record.